Ictalurus punctatus (channel catfish) is the source of this 2610-nucleotide messenger RNA. It is a transcript of the gene pi15b, whose product is annotated as peptidase inhibitor 15b. NCBI's taxonomy places the organism in Eukaryota, Metazoa, Chordata, Actinopteri, Siluriformes, Ictaluridae. The record is from RefSeq and is a predicted model, not a curated record. The coding region runs from base 497 to 1258 and encodes 253 amino acids. The transcript is spliced from 6 exons.
ACUCCUGAAGGGGAAUAGCAGGAUAACAUCAUCAUUGGUUCCAGAAAUCUCUUUAUCAUAUAUUUCUCCUGUGAUAUUCAGGUCGUGAAGUGCGCCGAGGCCAGCGAGUUUACGGGGAUUUUUCCAGCAAAUAAAUCUGACGAGUGAAAUCAUCCUCCACACGCUCCUGUCAGACCCGAGAGCUCACGUUCCCACGCCUCCGACCGCCACAUCCACCAUAAAAACACACGCUAUACUUAGGGUUCCUGGUAAGAUCAUGGAUUCCCACACAUAGUUUUAUGAGUGCACUCAUCUUAGGUGGGAUUAAUGAGUUAUGAGAUGGUGGAGAUAAAUCUGCGUCUGAGGUCUGGACGUUAAACCCGAAGCUGAGCUGCUGGAACGUGUGGUGUGUUAAUGGACGUGUGUGAGAAGGUCACGGUCAUCAGGACAGUAAAAGGAGGUCAUAUAAGGUCAAACUGGAAGGAAGAGCAACGCCAGUGGAGAUUAACCGGAGAACAUGAGGAACUUUCUCAUCGACCUGAUUCUCUUAUGGAUCGCCAGCCACGUGAGCGCGCGGACGGUGAACAACGCCACCGGUUUAUCGACAGGUGUGAACAUGACCGUUACAGACAACGUGGAGGAUCAGAUAUCGGAGUCAGCGAUUAAAUCGAGGAGGAAGCGAUAUAUUUCUCAGAGUGAUAUGUUGGCCAUCGUUGAUUAUCACAAUCAGGUGCGAGCUCGAGUGUUUCCUCCAGCAGCUAACAUGGAGCACAUGGUGUGGGAUGAGUCUCUGGCACGUUCAGCAGAGUCCUGGGCUGCCACCUGUAUCUGGGAUCACGGACCUCCAUAUCUGCUUCGAUACCUCGGCCAAAAUCUCUCAGUCCGCUCGGGCAAUUACCGGUCAAUACUGCAGCUGGUGAAGCCCUGGUACGAUGAGGUGAAGGAUUACAUGUUCCCGUACCCGUAUGACUGCAACCCCACGUGCCCCAUGCGCUGUUUUGGCCCCAUGUGCACACAUUACACACAGAUGGUUUGGGGGACAACAAACCGAGUGGGCUGUGCAGUUCAGGUGUGUCACAACAUGGUGGUGUGGGGAUCCGUGUGGAGACAAGCAACCUACCUGGUCUGUGAUUAUUCCCCAAAGGGGAACUGGAUAGGUGAAGCGCCCUAUAAAGUGGGCGUGCCGUGUUCAGCCUGUCCCCCGAGCUACGGAGGAUCGUGUAGGAACAACAUGUGCUUCCCGUCAGUUAACUCCAACUUCAUGUACUGGUUUAAGUGAGCUGCCAUACAGUAGCAGAGCAAACAUACACGCGUGUACUAUCGGUGUCUUUUGAUAAAUAUAUACGGUAAGUUUUGUACAGCAGCAGGAGAGUUUAUAUGAAUCACACGUACAAUUCCAGAAAUGGUGCUGAUGUUAAAAUAGGACUUUUUUAUUACUACAGAUCAUCAUAUUGAUGCUCUUGAUAGUGCAAGUGUGUAGUCCUGUGUGGUCAAGGCUUGACAUAUCUAUAAAUUAUUCCGUCUGUUAUAGAUAUAUAUACUUAGACCUGAUUUCUGAAUUUGCAUAUUCAGAUGUCAUGAGCCACGAUCUGCCAUGUUAUAAUCUCAGUCUGUGUGUAGCUACAACAUGCAGUGGUUGUGGUUGUUGUAAGCAUGUGCUAUAAACACUGUGUGUGUGUUACACUGAAAUACUACGUGACGGGGAGAUGUGCUGAGGCGAAGUUACUGUCACCACCCCGAAGAUUACUGAUUAUUUUCCUAUAACAGCACGUCCCCUGGUGUUUUAUUCUUCUUACACUACAGCAAUUAGUCAACCAUUACAGUUUUUUUAGCUAUUAAUGAGUGACGGCGUACUUUUUUUCUGUUUAUAUAUACCUUUAAUGUUUUAGAACGUCCACAAAACAAGUUAGCUCCUGUUUUCACUUACGUUAUAGCAGCUAUAAACAGUCGUUCCCUCAUCAGCAUCUCUUUAUUCUGACAUUAAUAAAAUAAAAAAGCACCACUUGUCAUGUUUAAGUCCAGAAAAAGCUGCUAUAUUUUUAUUACUCUUCCUGAGAAAUGGUGCUUCAUUGUUCAACCGGGUUAAACACCUGGUCCACACACACACACACACACACACACACACACACACACACACACACACACAAACAAACAAACCUUCUGUUAUUUUUCAAAGUAGCGACUUUGGGGAUUUUUCUUUCUGUUAUUUAUUAUCACUAUUGUGUAGCGCCCUUGUCGACUUUUUUGCUCUUCCUGCUCUGUAUCUCGGAGGAGGCGUCAGACCCAGAAUAAAGCCAAAUCACUGCCAAUGUGGACAAACCAACAUGUUUUUAAAUUUGAAUAAAAGCAGUCUGGCAGCUUCGCACUCUUCUCAAACAGCCUCUUCCUGCAGGUUUUUUUUUUUUUUUUUUUUUUUUUUAAUCACUGAGGUACAGCGCCAUCAUCUGGACAGGAGGUGCACUGCUUUAAAUGUGUUCUGUUCAUUCACAACACACUUCAUGUGUGUUUGUGCUCAAUAGACUCAUCACUCGGCUGGACUGCACUGAAGAUGUAAAUAUUUUUGGAUUGAUUGUAUUCUUUUGUCCAUGUAUGAUUUGGAUAUUGUACUCAAUAAAGAGGUGCUGUGUUUGA